UCACACUUCCUAGUUCACGUCCAACGCAAUUUUGAUUGAAAAUUGUAAUUAUUAUUUAACAACCGAUCGCAGCGACACGAGUGGGUGCGUGUGGUCAGUGCUUAGUUAGAGAUUAAAAAGGACUCGUUGCCACAAUGCUAGUCAUGAACACCUGUAGAACUGCCUCCAGACUGGCGAUUCGUAGUCUUAACCUGCGAUCGCCGAUCGUCUCGCGCACUUUCUCGGCGGGAUUGGCCCUGAAAACGAAAGAUGUUGUCAACAUAACCUUCGUGCGUGCCAACGGGGACAAGAUCAAGACUUCGGGCAAGGUGGGCGACUCCCUGCUGGAUGUGGUGGUCAACAACAACGUGGAUCUGGAUGGCUUUGGUGCCUGCGAGGGCACCCUGACCUGCUCCACAUGCCACCUGAUCUUCAAGACCAGCGAUUUCGAGAAGCUGCCCGACAAGCCCGGCGACGAGGAGCUGGACAUGCUGGACCUGGCCUACGAACUGACGGACACCUCGCGUCUGGGCUGCCAAAUCACACUUUCUAAGGACAUGGAGGGUCUGGAGGUCCAUGUGCCCUCCACCAUCAACGACGCCCGCGCCGCGUAAUCGGACGCCAAACACUUUGUUAUACUUUGUUGCAAUUUUGAGUGCUAAUUCGCUUUAGUUCAACUAGAUGUAGUCAAUAUUUUCUGAAUGAAAUCUUAUUGUAUUGUCCCAAAGACACGAAGCUCAGGCGGCUAUUAUAGAUGCGUGCAUAAAACCGAUUUCGAUUCCAGAGGCGGAUUUGCGUCCGCUGUUGUUUUUAAAGUGUUUAAGCUCAAAGGGAUUAGAUCAAUAUGUAAAUAUGUGUUCCCAAUAAAUUUACAUGUAUUUUCUUA
Messenger RNA from Drosophila gunungcola (fruit fly), 865 nucleotides. RefSeq names its product adrenodoxin-like protein 2, mitochondrial (gene Fdx2). Gene Ontology annotation, biological process: positive regulation of oxidoreductase activity; P450-containing electron transport chain. Lineage: Eukaryota; Metazoa; Arthropoda; Insecta; Diptera; Drosophilidae. The transcript is spliced from 2 exons. Gene Ontology annotation, molecular function: 2 iron, 2 sulfur cluster binding. The coding region runs from base 135 to 593 and encodes 152 amino acids. The record is from RefSeq and is a predicted model, not a curated record. Gene Ontology annotation, cellular component: mitochondrion.